Penicillium atrosanguineum is the source of this 942-nucleotide messenger RNA. Its product is annotated as urease accessory protein UreF. The transcript is spliced from 2 exons. The record is from RefSeq and is a predicted model, not a curated record. The coding region runs from base 1 to 942 and encodes 313 amino acids. Gene Ontology annotation, molecular function: nickel cation binding. Lineage: Eukaryota; Fungi; Ascomycota; Eurotiomycetes; Eurotiales; Aspergillaceae.
AUGUUGCUCGAACCAUCAGACAUCCAGAGCGAAAUCGCUCAACUUGAGUCCCGCCUCCAGGACAUGCGGGCUCAACUCGACGCCUCUACAUACCCCAGCCCACCUUCCUCCCACCCCGAUACCAAGAUCCCUUGGACAAUGCCUUCAAGCAGUGCCUUUUAUAAUAAUAAGUUCCGCGCGGACGCCGUCCGCUCCUCAUCUCUACACGCCCUCCUCCUCCUCUCCGACUCCGCCCUUCCACUAGGCUCAUUCGCAUACUCCAGCGGGCUGGAGUCCUACCUCGCCCAUCACAAGCCUCAGCGCACCAACCCCGUCACAUCAUUCCACCGCUUCCUCAAACUCUCCAUUGCCUCUCUCGCAAGCACAUCACUCCCCUACGUGCUAGCAGGCUACCGUGCGCCCGAAACCUUAGAAACCCUUGAUAACGAUCUCGACGCUUCAACACCAUGCAUUGUCGCACAGCGUGCAAGCGUGGCUCAAGGCCGGGCAUUAAUUGGAGUAUGGGAGCGCGCAUUCCGAGUUAGCUUCGCUCUGCCCACGGGCACCGAUGCCGGCGCCGACGUCGCGGUUUCAGCAAUUGAUGAAUUCUCCGAUGCAUUAAAGACGACAUAUGAUAAUCAAGAUGAAUUGGGCCCUAUGGGUCACUUUGCUCCGUUGUGGGGUGUUGUCUGUCGAGCUAUGGGCUUGGAUUUGCAUCAAACGGCUUAUAUCUUCGUUUUGAACCAUGCCAAGGCUGUUCUAAGUGCUGCAGUGCGGGCUUCUGUGAUGGGACCAUACCAGGCGCAGAAUAUCCUGGCGAGUCAGACAUUGCAGGAUACAAUUAUGUCGCGCAUUGAGCGCGAAUGGGAGACGGAAGUUGAGCAGGCGGGCCAGGUUGUUCCGGCGCUGGAUUUAUGGGUUGGCAGACACGAAUUGUUGUAUAGUAGGAUCUUUAACUCAUAA